Jatropha curcas is the source of this 765-nucleotide messenger RNA. The record is from RefSeq and is a predicted model, not a curated record. NCBI's taxonomy places the organism in Eukaryota, Viridiplantae, Streptophyta, Magnoliopsida, Malpighiales, Euphorbiaceae.
AUGGAUAUUAGUGAUGAUGUUGUAGAUAUGACACAAGAAAAGCAAAAUGAGCAAGAUGAACAACAAAUGGAGAACAUCAAGACUUACCAAAGGAGUGGAGAUUUCAUAAAUAUCAUCCACAAGAGGAUUGAAUCUAAAAAUGUAGUUAAGGCUCAAAAUGAUGAAAGUUGGAUUCUUGCUAUACAAAAAGAACUUAAUCAAUUUGAGAGGAACCAAGUUUGGAAGCUUGUCCCUAGACCCAAAAAUGAUUCCAUUAUUGAAACUAAAUGGUCUGCUUAUUAUGAGGUCUUAGUCAAGGAAUUUUAUGGGUCCAUUAAGGUGGAAAAUGAAGAUGCUUUUAUAGUAAAACUGAAAGGGAAAACCUAUAGAGUUUCUAAAAAUGACCUAGCUAUGGUUUAUAGGAUACCAAAUGAGGCAACUCUAGUGAGUAAAAGUAGUGAGGUGAAUGCUUUGAAAAAUUUCAAUAAGGUUGGGGGUAAAAACAAUAAGGAAGUAGAGAUAGAGAAAGAAAAUGAGAAAGAACAAGAAGAGGGAGAUAAAAGUGAGGAAUCUGAAACUGAAAGUGAGAAGGGUAGUAGUGAAGAUAGUGAGAAAAGUGAAAGCAAUGAGGACGAGAGUGAAAAAGAUGGAAGAAGUGAGAAUGAAGAAGAAAAAGAGGAUUUAGAAAGUGAGUAUGAUGAAUCUAAGGAGGAGAUGAGAGACAAAGAAAAAGAACCUAGUGAGAAAAUAGGAGAGAAAAGAAAAGAUUAUGAGAUCCCUACUUAG